ACAAAAUCAUGUUGGAAUCUCCAUCUCGCAGUCGGACUGUUUUCUUCUUGUUUUAAACCAAAAAAGAACCAAUCCAGAUUUUGCUUCCGAAUUAAAUAGUAUCCACCAUCAGUGGCGGUAAUUGUGAUUAUAAUUUAUAUUUGUCAUCUUUUCAAAAGUGACCUAAAACAAUAGUGCUUCCAAAAUAGCACCUGAAAAAUGGAUUUCGUUUGGCUGACGUUGAUGUUCGGUCUGGUUGUUGCUGCGUCUGCAAUUCCAAAACCCGACGACAAGCACAAUCCACUGGAACAUGAUUCCGCCCACAAAAGUCACUUCGAUGGCGAGGAACAUAACACCCAAUACGACCACGAAGCGUUCCUUGGCGAAGACGAAGCCAAACAAUUCGACACUUUGUCGCCGGAAGAGAGCAAACGUCGCCUGGGAUUGAUUGUGGACAAAAUCGACGACGACAAGGAUGGAUUCAUCAAUCUUUCAGAACUCAAGAAAUGGAUUCAGUUCACACAGCGGAGAUACAUUGACGAGGAUGUCGGCCGCAUGUGGAAGCAACACAACACUCUCAAUGAAAGCUCGAUUCACUGGGAAGUCUAUAGACACAAUGUUUAUGGGUUCUUGGAUGAGUUAGACCCCGAGGAGCUUGACCGUGAGGAGCACGGAAUCUCCUAUAAGCGAAUGCUCGCCCGCGAUCGUCGUCGUUGGGGUGUUGCUGACCAGGACAACGAUGAUAAGCUGACCAGAGAGGAAUUCACUGCCUUCCUGCACCCAGAAGAUCACCCAACCAUGAGGGACAUUGUCAUCAUCGAGACCAUCGAAGACAUCGACAAGGACAAGGACGGAAAGGUGUCUGUGGAAGAGUACAUCGGAGACAUGUAUCGCUCCUCAGAGCCCGACGACCAAGAACCAGACUGGGUUAUCCAGGAACGCGAUUCGUUUGCCCAACACAGGGAUAUCGAUGGAGAUGGCUUCUUGGACAAGGAGGAGGUACGAGCCUGGAUUGUUCCCAAAGACUUUGACCACGCCGAGAGCGAGGCCAGGCAUUUGCUCUUUGAGGCUGACGAGAACGAAGACGAAAAGCUGACGAAAGAAGAAGUACUGGACAAGUACGACUUGUUCGUCGGAUCGCAAGCCACAGACUUCGGGGAGGCUCUUGCCCGCCAUGACGAGUUCUAGGCCCACUUGCCCGAAUCUCUCUCUCUAGCCAUUCUGAUCAAAGAUUACUACUUAAGCUAUGACGACGAUGAAUCUCAAUCUGGAGUCUACACAUUCAAAAAUCUCUCUCUCUCUUUUACAACUGGAGACUGCUCCAGUGCCAGCAGCAGCGUCAUUAACAAAUUUUUGUUUUUAGUUUUUUACUCUUAGUUGUGUAAGUUUUUAAAGUAGAUGAAAAAUUUUAUAAAAUGUUUAUAAAUAAGUUGCGAGGAAGCUCCUGGAGAUUGUGGGAGCCGCAUUGGCUCCUAAAACGAGCUCUCUCCUCUGCCAAAGGAAGUGUCAUGGACAGAUCAAAAGUAUGGAUGUCGUUUAUCUUUUUGUUGCAUUUCCUAAAAACAAAUGUAUUGUAUUUUUAUUUUCUGUCAAGAAUCGAAAAAUAAAAAGAUAUUUUUAAAACUAACGAAAGCGGAA
This is a messenger RNA of Eupeodes corollae, 1617 nucleotides long. It is a transcript of the gene scf, whose product is annotated as calumenin. NCBI's taxonomy places the organism in Eukaryota, Metazoa, Arthropoda, Insecta, Diptera, Syrphidae. Gene Ontology annotation, molecular function: calcium ion binding. The record is from RefSeq and is a predicted model, not a curated record. Gene Ontology annotation, cellular component: endoplasmic reticulum. The coding region runs from base 199 to 1167 and encodes 322 amino acids. The transcript has a single exon.